AUGGUAAAUUAUAAAGGAGCCGGUCUGAUGGUUGUGGAAACCCCGGGCCUGGUUCCAACACAGUUCAGGCCCCAUCGAACCCUGGACCUGUUCCAAAUUGAUGCUAAUAUGGAGCGGCAGGGCAGCGUGAAGGAAGAUGAGGGACAGCUUGGACUCGGCGAGGACAGGAUUCACAUCUCUGCUCCUCAUCUUCUCAACUAUUCUCAGCUCGCCGGAGUCACAGGGGUACGAGCAGGGGACAGCUACAGUGCAGCUGUCACAGCAGGUGGCGAGCUGCUCCUCUGGGGACAGAUCCCCUGUGUGUCCCUGCUCACUGACCAUCCAGGCCUCAGAAGACUCUGGACCCCCCAGCCUGUUGCACUGGCAGGCAGAAAGGUGUGUGAUGUCGCCUGUGGGACCUGGCACAUGAUGGUCCUCACCACACGAAGCAGGGAGAGGAACAGAGGAUGCGAUCACCCACAACGUGAAGCUCUCUUCGGAGACGUUGACAGGAAUCCCCCACCGACGGAACACGCAGGGAAAGAAAACACAGCCCAAGACUUUAAGCACAGGAUCCAGGAUCUGCAGAGACCAGAGGGCCCAGAGGAGGAGGAGGAGGACAAAGACGAAGAAAGCGGGGGGGGGAAAAACCAUGAUGAGGGCAAUGGAGCGAUACCUGAUUCAGCAUUCGCCGGAGCCAGGUCUGCACCGGGGAUAGACAGGACAGGAAAUGGCCGCUCAUCAAUCAAAUCCGACCAGGGGCAGAGAGAGAGGGAGGGUUGCAGAACAGAGGGGCCGCUGGAGCUGAGGAAAGACCCACGCAGGAGCAGAGCGAGCAGAGAAACAGUCUUCACCACUUUGCAUCUUUUACCUAAGACAGCGGGAGAACAGUGCAGGCCGAUAGCCAGCUGCUUGCCGAGGCUGCUGACCGGACAACAAGCUCAUAGCAGAGUUUUAGCCGAGGCUCAAAAAGAGAGAUCUACUCAUCUGACUGAGCUGCUCCAAAAAUCUGGAAGUGAUAGCAGCAUUCUGCAGAGUGCCGAGCUGAGACUAAAACCCAGACCUCCUGGGAGAUGUUCAGGUCCUGGGGCUCAGAGAGUGGCCUCCUGUCACCACUCAAGAACAAGAAUACACACUGGCCCAGAGUCUCCGAUUAACAAUCCUUCUCCCCGUCUGACCCCUGGACAACAGAUUCAGACGUCCCCUUCCUUCCACCAGAGACCACGAGCCAAAGCCUCUCUUUCUCCUACUCCUUCUUCUUCUGAAGCAUCCAGGUACUGUCCAACACACAGGAGAGCGGUUUUCUCCCCUGGCGCCUCUUGGAAGAAGCUAUAAAAAACCAACAGACCCUGUUCUGUC
Limanda limanda (common dab) is the source of this 1338-nucleotide messenger RNA. RefSeq lists its product as uncharacterized. The transcript has 8 exons. The record is from RefSeq and is a predicted model, not a curated record. The coding region runs from base 1 to 1314 and encodes 437 amino acids. Lineage: Eukaryota; Metazoa; Chordata; Actinopteri; Pleuronectiformes; Pleuronectidae.